Molecule: messenger RNA, 2043 nt
Organism: Hypanus sabinus (Atlantic stingray)
Lineage: Eukaryota; Metazoa; Chordata; Chondrichthyes; Myliobatiformes; Dasyatidae
Gene: shmt2
Product: serine hydroxymethyltransferase 2 (mitochondrial)
Exons: 12
Coding region: 95-1636 (513 amino acids)
Biological process (GO): purine nucleobase biosynthetic process; regulation of oxidative phosphorylation; folic acid metabolic process
Cellular component (GO): BRISC complex; cytoplasm; nucleus
Molecular function (GO): mRNA 5'-UTR binding; zinc ion binding; serine binding
Source: RefSeq, a predicted model, not a curated record
CUCAGCCAGCGGGUUAGGGGGCGGGGGUUGGGGCCGAGCCUGCCCCUGUCCCAGACCCGGAUGAGCUGGGUGUCGAAGCGGGAAGCCAGCGGCGAUGUUGGGUCUGGGGUUGCGGCUACGAGUGACGCUGGGACCAGGCCUUGGGUUGCCUGUGAAGGAUGCCUUUCAAAGUGCGGCAGUUGUUUUCGGGGUCCGCACACGUCACCAUGAGAAUGCGGUGGGGACAGGGCGAUGCCAUUCCUCGCAGUGGACGGGUCAGGAGUCGAUGGCGGACAGCGACCCUGAGCUGUGGAAACUGUUGCAGAAGGAGAAAGACAGGCAGUGCCGUGGGCUGGAAUUGAUCGCCUCUGAGAAUUUCUGCAGUCGAGCCUGUCUCGAGGCCCUUGGUUCCUGCCUCCAGAACAAGUAUUCCGAAGGAUACCCAGGAACGAGGUACUACGGAGGGACGGAAAUCAUCGAUGAGGUGGAACGCCUUUGCCAGCGCCGGGCACUGGAGGCCUUUCACCUCGACCCCAGCCUGUGGGGUGUGAACGUCCAGCCCUACUCGGGCUCUCCUGCCAACUUCGCCGCCUACACCGCCAUGCUGAACCCACACGAUCGGAUUAUGGGGCUGGAUCUUCCUGAGGGGGGACAUCUCACACACGGUUACAUGUCUGAUGUGAAGCGGAUUUCAGCAACAUCCAUCUACUUUGAAUCAAUGCCAUACAAACUGAACCCCACCACCGGACUGAUCGACUAUGACCAGCUGGCCCUAACCGCCCGCCUCUUCCGUCCACGACUGAUCAUCGCUGGAACCAGCGCAUACUCACGGCUCAUCGACUACAGCCGUUUCCGACAGAUCUGUGAUGAGGUGAAGGCUUACUUACUGUCCGACAUGGCCCACAUCAGUGGGCUGGUGGCAGCCAAGGUGAUUCCUUCUCCUUUCGAGUACUCGGACCUGGUCACCAGUACCACGCACAAGACACUCCGCGGAGCCCGCGCGGGCCUUAUCUUCUACCGCAAGGGAGUGCGUUCAGUGGACAAGAAGACGGGAGCUAAGGUCAUGUACGAUCUGGAAGAGAGGGUCAACUUUGCCGUCUUCCCUUCGCUGCAAGGUGGCCCGCACAACCACGCCAUCGCAGGAGUGGCAGCAGCCCUGAAACAGGCGAGCUCCCCGAUGUUCAAAGAAUAUUCCCAGCAGGUCCUAAAAAAUGCAAAGGCCAUGGCAAAUGCCCUGCUGAAGAGGGGCUACACUUUGGUAUCUGGUGGAACGGACAAUCACCUGGUCCUGGUGAAUCUGCGACCAAAAGGGCUGGAUGGAGCCAGAGCAGAGAGAGCAUUAGAGCUGGUGUCCAUCACAGCCAACAAGAACACCUGUCCCGGGGACAAGAGCGCCCUCUCACCCGGCGGCCUCAGGCUGGGAGCCCCUGCCCUGACAUCAAGGCAAUUCAAGGAGGCUGACUUUGAGAAGGUGGUGGCAUUUAUCGACGAGGGAAUCUCCAUUGCCUUAGACGUCAAGAAGAAAACAGGGAACCUGAAGGAGUUCAAGGAGGCUCUCCUCGCAGAUCCUGACGCCACAGCCAAACUCGCCGAUCUUCGGGGGCGCGUUGAGGAAUUUGCCAGGAGCUUCCCCAUGCCAGGCUUCAAGGACCAUUGAUGAAGGGUGGAGAUCCAGGGGAGAGGGUCACAGAGGGAGGAGGGACCAACCAUUAGAACCCACUGAUGGAGGCCAACCACCGAGGGAUGGGUGAUAUCCGGCUGAAUAUCCCUUUUGGAUAACUGACAUCCCAACUUCCCUCCCUCAUUCCCUUCCCUCUCCAACUUCCAUGACCCCACUUUCCCUCCACAUACCUCUUUCUCACUCCCACCUCCUUCCCCACAUCCCUCUUUUUCCCCCUCCCUCUCCCUGUUUCUGUACACAAAGGUCCAGAAAUAAAAUCAAAAUUGCAUUUUCCCCCGCAUUAAAUGACUCGAGGGCUGAUUCUCUGACAUAGCGCGGUGCUAACCCCUCACCCAUCUCCGCCUCUUUCCCCCUCACUGACCCCACCCCUCCCAUAACACAAA